AAUGUGGACGUACUUAGAUGAUCAAGUUAACUCCAUCACUGUUGUGUGAACAGCAGAUUUAUUUUCCAUUCGCCAGUAAUUGAUCCAGCUCAUUUCGGUAGUUCUGAAUACGGAGCUUUUAAUUUGACAAAAUGCUCCAAGACGCUGCUAUUGCUGACUUCACGCUGGAGUUGAUGGCAUUGUACUGUCGCUGUUUUCACAUAGCCGGAAGUAAACUCAUGUGGUUAUGUACCUUAAGUUCAAUCGUAUCCUUCAAAAUAUAUUGGUGAGUCAAAGGAUCUUUACAUCAAGAAAAUCACCAUUCUGAGAAAAGGAGUGCCAAAUGAGUUUCUCAUUUCUGAAAAUCUCUGCAUUUCUGCAGAAGUACCGAACGCCAGUGUUACUCGUUAGCUGUGGGGGAGUUUUCACAGCCAAUAUUUUCUAUCAUGUUUUUCCAAAUGGGACAUAUAGAAAGCUGUAUCAGGCCUGGAGCAAAGGGGAACCUGCCAGUCUGUCUGAGAAACUGGAGAACACAUUUCAAACAGUGUUAAAUGAUUGUGCUGUCGGCUCAUCCGAAAACUUCAGUGCCUUUGCGUCCUUUGGCUUUCACCCAAUUGGUGCUGGCAUUCCCUGGCUACCCUCUGGUGCCCAAGUGGGCAUACCAGCCAAUUUCAACAGUACUCCAGACGACCCAGCUGGCAUCACCAAUCGCACCAUACUUAUAAAUGGUAGAGAGGUCGAGUGGGACAGUGAUAUUGGCAGCAGCCUGAAAGAGUCUCUUGUGUUUUCUUCCGAGGCACAGAAGUUUGCCAUAGCACGGGAAGUGCUCCGGUUGGAUUCGGCUGGGCCAGUGUUGCAUGCUGCGGUGGCUCCAGCUUGCCUGGUCGGGAUUUGUGUCAACAGCGUGGUGCUUAAACAUAUCUUUGGGCUAUACGCUGGUCCCAUUCUGGCCAGGGGGCUGGUCAAUUUAGUUGUUGUUGGUUUGGGUGCUGCGUUCUACUUGCUGGCAACUGAUGAAGUUAGCCAGUGGAUGGACUACAGGUCAGAUCGCCGCGCAGCCAGCCUCUCUCCUGAGUACAUCAAAGGAGGAGUGGAGUUCUAUGACAAGAUCAUCUCCCGUAAUAAGACUUUACGGAUGCUCAUGGGCGAGAGGGGGGAAGAGAUGUAUGCACCAAGUGGCAAUCUUUUCCCAUCUAACAUGUUCAGUUUGAAACACGCUCCAUACACUGCUCGAAGGGAAGGAGUUGCCAACCUUUUAAAAGAACACAAAAUGUAGAGGAGAAACCCACCAUUUCAACCAUGAAGUGUGUAACUUAUUAUCGAAAUUAUUAGCAUUACUGUGUUAUGCUGGUGAUUUUCUGCAUAUAUGAGAGUUAUGUGUACUGUAGAACAUGAAGUGUGAUAUUUGAACAUGGAAAAGUCCUUGACUAAACGUAUAAACAGCAAUUGGCAGGAUUCA
This is a messenger RNA of Alosa sapidissima (American shad), 1438 nucleotides long. It is a transcript of the gene tmem177, whose product is annotated as transmembrane protein 177. The transcript has 2 exons. The coding region runs from base 323 to 1255 and encodes 310 amino acids. The record is from RefSeq and is a predicted model, not a curated record. Lineage: Eukaryota; Metazoa; Chordata; Actinopteri; Clupeiformes; Clupeidae.